Messenger RNA from Parasteatoda tepidariorum (common house spider), 1539 nucleotides. RefSeq lists its product as uncharacterized. Gene Ontology annotation, biological process: sodium ion transmembrane transport. NCBI's taxonomy places the organism in Eukaryota, Metazoa, Arthropoda, Arachnida, Araneae, Theridiidae. Gene Ontology annotation, molecular function: ligand-gated sodium channel activity. Gene Ontology annotation, cellular component: plasma membrane. The record is from RefSeq and is a predicted model, not a curated record.
GCUGAAAUUAUGUUUCAUUAUAACUGAAAGAUCAUCGUUCUGCAGAUCAUAAUAGAAUGUCUGGAAAUUCUGAGAUCAUUUCUAAAACUCCAGGAAAAAAUUCCACCAAGAGAAAUUAUGGUAUUAAUGUAAAGAAGUUCUGCAAAGGGGUUGUUUCCGGCAUAGAUACAAAGAAAGCCUUAAAGAAUGUAUGGAAUGGAUUUGCUCUCCUUAUUCUAUCUUCUGCUUUUGUUUAUCAAAUCAUGGUCUUCUUCAACCACGUUUACGAAUACCCUACAGUUUUGAAUAUUGAUAUUAUCAAACCGGAAGCCAUCUUGGCACCUGGAAUAGUUUUUUGCACUAAUUCAAGAUAUAAUAGAGAUAAGUUUUGUCAGACAUAUCCAGAUUACUGCGUUUCAACUGAUGCGGAGUUUUGCAAACUGCACAAAGACUACUGUGAAAUAACUAAUAUUAGGGUAAAAGAAGAACAUUAUACAAAUUUGAGAAGCCCUGAGUUCAAGUACAACAUUACACACACACUUGCUGAGGGGACUUUCGAAUAUGGAGUAGAAGCAUACUACUCAUACAAACUAUUCGAAGAUCGUAGCGAUUGUAUUUUGCUUGUCCCAAUUGCAGAAAAUAGAGAUGGACUAAAGUACCUACGCCAAACGAAAGAAGAUUUAUUUCACUCUUCUAAGCAGCAUGACGCAUCAAAAUGGGGCCGUUUGUUAUAUCUCCAUUUUGAGCCACCUGAAAUAUUAGAUCUUCAUAAUCCACUCGAGACUUACUUUGCUGUUAAUUCACAAUUCGAUGAAGAGAUUGAUUUGGAAACUGAAAGCCUACAGUAUUUGAAACCUGGCAUGCGUUAUAAAAUCCUAAUUGAAACAAAAGAGGAGAGGAGAUUGCCCCAUCCUUAUAAAACAAACUGCACGGAUUAUAUAAAGCUUUGGAGGGAAAAUGGCAAGACCGGUCCACUAUCCAGAGAGUUAUGCGUUACCGAUUGCUACAAAAGAAUGUUUUCGAUAUUUGAUGAAUGCUUUGGAGUUAUAUAUCUAGAUGAUGAAAGUAAAGCAAAAUGCAAUUUCCGAAAGGGAUUAGAGAAAUGCACUGCUGGUUGUACUCAGGAUUGUGUGGAAACAAGCUAUACAGUUGCGGUAAAAGAAAGAACUGCGUCGUUCGUAAACAAACAUGGUACUACAGUUGAAGUGUAUAUGAAUUAUGCUGAACAAGUCAUUUAUGAGUUCAGUCAAAAAUAUGAGGAAGUGGAAAUAUUCAGUUACAUUGGAGGAUUUCUGGGUAUAUGGCUCGGUGUUUCUUUUGUUCAGGUAACUGACUUCAUCCGUUACUGUUUUGUUAGCGGCUGGAGAUGUUUCACCAAGAAAAAGCGUGCGAAAUGUAACUUAGAUGAAAUUUAAUAACCUUUAUCGAAUCGAAAUGAAGAUUCUGAACAUUCCUUUCCUGCAGAAACCCUUUCCUUACUUUUUGUUACCAAUCUUUUACUGUCUAAUUAAUGUCAGCAUAAUGUUUUGUGUAUAUCUAAAUAAAUUUCAUAUACUUGAA